UUUUCAUAAUAAUGAGUGAUUUAGAAAAUGAAUAUUUUCUGGACGAGAGCGUUAAUGAAGAUGAUGUAGAUGUAGAGCUAAUAAGGCUUGUAAAAGUUAAUCCAGGGCUCUGGGACAAGAGUUCUAAGGAGUACAGUAAUAUUUUAGAAAGAGAUAUGGGCUGGGAGUCUGUAGCAUCACCUUUGCCAAUUGAAAUGAUAGGGACUGAUGCAGCAAAAAGGUUUCGCACACUGCGAACUACAUUGGUCGCUACUAUAAAAAAGUAAGGGAAUCUCAACCUAGAUCUGGUGCUGAGUCAAACUGGCCCAUUUAUCAGCCAAAUUGGCCGCUCUAUGAGGAGCUGCUCUUUCUGAUUGACGUCAUAAAACCACGCCAUACAAAGUCAAAUACAUUUGCUAAGUCAGUAUUGAAGCCACAAACAGAUCAAAACAACAACCAUAAUAUAGCUGUCCUUGGAUCUAACAAACGUUCGUCACAACAAUCACAAUUCAGCUCGAGUUCUGCACAUACCAAUAGUCCAAAGUCGCAAGUGUAUUCCAGUUCAAGUUCUGCUUGUACCAACAGGUCAAAGUCAGAAAUGCACUCCUGCUUAAGUUCUGAACAUAUUAACAAUCCAAUGUCAGAAAAACAUUCCUACUCAAGUUCCAUACAUGCUAAUAGUGCAAUAUCACAAGGGCAUUUCAGUUCCACCUAUAGUGUUCAGUUGCAACCAUCGACAUCUAGA
Trachymyrmex cornetzi is the source of this 724-nucleotide messenger RNA. RefSeq lists its product as uncharacterized. The transcript has 3 exons. Bases 12 to 266 code for a protein of 84 amino acids. Lineage: Eukaryota; Metazoa; Arthropoda; Insecta; Hymenoptera; Formicidae. The record is from RefSeq and is a predicted model, not a curated record.